GGUCUAUGGCAAAUGAUCCUUCUUUUUAUGCAUCAUUGCAUACUCAUACAAAUGUUCAACAUAAAUAUCGCAAAUAUAACGAUAAUGAAUUUUUGAACAACAUACCUCAGGCAGCUAACAAAACUCAGGAAUCAAAAGAGUUUAAUACGGACCAAAUUACAGUUCCAGAAAAUAAUACCGUCUUGUUUGAGUUAUUUAUUGAAAUAAUCAAAUACAAUUAUGAAAAUGGCAGUUCACAACUUCAGUUUGCACUUGAAAAAUUGGCAGAGCGAUAUAAUGUGGCAAAGGCCAAAUCUACUUCAGCAUUAACUUCAUUUCUUUAUAAUAUAAAUCAUAAUAUCGAUCCACUUACUCGAGUCAAGAGCGCUAACAAAUGA
Dentiscutata erythropus is the source of this 377-nucleotide messenger RNA. Lineage: Eukaryota; Fungi; Glomeromycota; Glomeromycetes; Diversisporales; Gigasporaceae. The record is from the annotation of a GenBank genome assembly.